Molecule: messenger RNA, 1429 nt
Organism: Canariomyces notabilis
Lineage: Eukaryota; Fungi; Ascomycota; Sordariomycetes; Sordariales; Chaetomiaceae
Product: NAD(P)-binding protein
Exons: 2
Coding region: 394-1179 (261 amino acids)
Molecular function (GO): oxidoreductase activity, acting on the CH-OH group of donors, NAD or NADP as acceptor
Source: RefSeq, a predicted model, not a curated record
CGAGGUUUGACCCCCCCGCCUUCCUCAACUCCACCGCAAUUGAGUGAAGGCGGAGAACCAUCACUGGACCGGCCAAGCUCGCAUUCGGAUACGGGUCUUGACUUUGAUCUGAGUAAGCUACAGGUACACGUACUGUUGGUGCAAGUGGAGAGGAAACGCAUCAAUGGAAACAAGGGCCCAGCCAGUGAUUGUAGACCAUCGUGGGCUAGCCCCCAAUGCCCUCCCAAGUCCCAACGAACAUCCCAAGUUACCCCGCAACAAGGUACACAUAUAAGAAGUCAGCUUCCUUCCGAAUGCUUUGGGUACUUGAUCUAGGGUAAUGGAAAUCGUUGCUUUCUGUAGUCUCAAACUCGCGUGUUAGCAUAACUAUACCCAACCCGUCUCAACAACACAAUGGCCUCCGCUCAAGCCAAGACCGUCAUUGUCACAGGUGCCGCCGGCGGCCUCGGCAAGGCCAUUGCAGAUGCCUUCCUUGCAGCGGGAGCAAACGUUGUCAUCUGCGAUGUCAACCCCCAACGCAUCGCCUCUGUCGACGAAGAGUGGGCCAAGUCCUAUGCCGGCAGAUUUCUGACCCAGCAGGCCGAUGUCACGGACGAGGCCGCUGUGCAGAAGCUCAUUGACGCUGCCGUCACCAAAUUUGGCCGCCUCGAUGUGCUCGUCAAUAAUGCCGGCGUCAUGGACGACUUUUCCCCCGUGGGGGCUUGUUCCAAGGAGAAGUGGGAUCGUGUCCUGAACAUCAACCUGAACGGGCCCUUUCUCACGACCAAGGCAGCCAUUGCCCAGUUUGAAAAGCAGGAGGCCCCUGUGCGUGGUGUCAUUAUCAACAUUGGCUCCAACGCCAGCACCCACGGCUUCAAGAGCGGCGCUGCCUACACCGUCUCCAAGGCCGGCGUCAUGGCCCUGACCAAGAACACGGCCGGCUUCUACGGGGACAAGGGCAUCUACUGCAUGGCCCUGCUGCUUGGCGGCAUGAACACCAACAUUAACGACGCCUUUGCGGCAGGGUUGAAUAUGGAAAUGUUCCAGAAAAUCCAGGCCUCACAAACGCCCUUUACGCCCGAGAAAUUUGUGCCCAUCGAGAGCGUGGCCAAGUACUGCCUCUUUCUAACCGACAAGGACAUUGCGCCCAGUGCAAAUGGUUCCUGCAUUGUGUUCAACAACAACUGGCCUGAGGCGUAGGGAGGCAUGGAUGGGGCACAGGAUAUAGAGCUCGGGUUCGCCUGGAAAGAUUUUCAGGGGUGUAAACAAACGCCACCCGUCUAAGAUUUGGCCCAAUCGCAUUGUGAAUCCAGAGAUGAUCAUUAAGUACCAUCGUACCCCGAGAAGAAUAUAAGCCCCAUUUCAUUCCGACCAGCGGCAUGUUGCCUCUGACAGCGAUCCAAAUCAUCCAUACCAUCACGAGUGCUGGUGGGCGCCCUCCAUUACGUCG